CAAGAGAAAAACAAAGCCAAAUGUUUUUUUAUAUUUGCAAUUAAAUGCAAACGACAAAAUAAGCAUCAAAUAAUGAAUAAUUUGUGAAAAAUCGCGAAAAAACAGUGAUAUUAUGUACAACGAUUAUAUGCAGUGGUUUUGUGUGUAUAUAUGUGUUGCUCUUCAACCAUUGUAACGAAAGGUCGUGUAGUGCACACAAAAAAUGGCAAGCAAAGACUUUAUGAUAGAAUUUUUUGAUGUGUUAAAAAAUGAAAAUGCCAUUUGGCAAACAAAAAGUGAAAAAUAUAAAGACAAAUUAGAAAAACAAAAAUCAUGGGAAAAACUCGUAACAAAAUGGAAAGAGGUUGAUAAAAAUGCUUCGGUGGACCUAGUAAAAAAAAAAUAUAAUUGCCUACGAACAACGUACAGAAGGGAGCUGCAGAAGAUGCGCAAAAGCGAAAGGUCAGGUGCAGGUGCUGAGGAUAUAUACGUGCCGUCGCUGUGGUAUUUUGACCAUCUUAAUUUUUUGCUCGACCAAGAGACACAGUUGGAAGGCAUUUCUACGUUUGAUGAGACGUUUGACGCAGAAAUUGAAAAGGAACCAAAGAAAAAAAAAUUCGAUCCGACAGAUUUUCUAGAAACGGCUGUCGACCAUCUGAAAAAAACUGUCCCAAAAGCAAAUAAGGACGAGGCAGAUAUUUAUGGUGAAGCGUGGGCAGUAACAUUCCGCAAAUUAAGGCCGGAGCAAAAAAUAUAUGCAAAAAAGGUGAUGGACGAAGCCCUUGUGUACGCGCAACUAGGCAAUCUGACGCUACAAAGUUCCGUGAGCCUUGGGCAGCAACAAGUACAACAACAAGUUUACUUGCAAGUGCAACCACGGAAACCUAUGUCCAAUUUUCACCACAACAACCAAAACUCAAAGCCUUACGCGUCUGCUUCCUCAACAUAUUCGUCUUUUUCCGCAAUUUCACCUCAUGGAACACCAUCACCUUCACCAGUUUUAUCAACAAGGCCACCCAGUCGCUUCCACUUUUCGGAUGAAUCGGCAACGCCGUUAUAUGCGACACCAACACCUUCACCUGCUUAUUCAACAGUGUCAUCCCACCACAGCACCCACUUAGAUGAAACCGUGGUUGAGGAAAACCUUGCCACCAGCAGCAACACCAUCACAAGUGUUUUGUAUAGAUGUAAAUUUUGUACUAAAGCCUAUGACAAGAUCUAUUUGUUGAAUACGCACUUACGGCGGACUCACAAAAAAAGUUCAAAAAAGGAAUCCUUGUUCCUCAAAUAUGAGGUGCGUUCUGAAAAUCCGCCUCGCACCCAGUAUAAAUGUAAACUUUGUUUCAAGGAAUAUGACAAUCGUUACUCCAUCUACAGACAUGUCACACAGAUUCAUAAUCAAGACACACUUUACACCAAGAUUGUAGUGACGAAGACAACUGAUGCAACCAACGCAGGACCAGAUAAUCAUACUUUAAAUAAAGAAGAAGAAGCGGAGGAUUCAUUGAUGACCGCUAUAGAGGGUAAAGAGUUGAAGAUAGAAGAAUUUUCGCCUGAGUCAUAUACUUUGGGAAAUGAGAAAAUGGUUGUUAAUGAAAUGCCAUCAAAAUUUGAAGAUGCAACAUGGGAAGAAGAAGAAUUCAUAAAAUCCGAAAACGAAUUUAUUGACCUAUAAACAGAGAGACUUCAAACUUUAUUUAAAAUAUUGAAAAAAAAAACAACAAAUAUUUUCCUAGUUUUAAUAAGCCCAAAACUCUUACAAAUGACUUUUGUUCGUUUAAGGAAUUUAGAUAUGCAUAUGUUUCCUUAUUAUUAAUAAAUAAGCAGAUUUUGUUUUCAAGCCAGGGGAAUAAUAACAAAA
Stomoxys calcitrans (stable fly) is the source of this 1840-nucleotide messenger RNA. RefSeq lists its product as uncharacterized. Lineage: Eukaryota; Metazoa; Arthropoda; Insecta; Diptera; Muscidae. The record is from RefSeq and is a predicted model, not a curated record. The coding region runs from base 203 to 1654 and encodes 483 amino acids. The transcript is spliced from 3 exons.